AUGGAGGGCAACCAAUCUUAGCAAAGUAAUAGUAGAGAUGCACCGAAAAAGGAGAACAUACAUCAUAUCUAAUCGACUCAUUUAUUAAAAAUGAAUAAUACUGAAAAGAAAUUAAGUUUUACAGAUUAGAACUUAACUGAAGUGCCUAAACAACUACUUGCAGCAACUUUCUAGUUAAUCUCACAUUUGGACUUAAGCAAUAAUUUGAUAACCUAAAUAACAGAAACACUAAUUAAUUGUGUCCCUGGUCUUACAACUCUACUUAUUAGCAGUAAUAAACUUGCUUAUUUUACUCCAGCCAUAAAAAGACUGAGGCAUCUUAGAGUGCUUAAAAUAAAUUCUAACUGUUUAAAUAUGAUACCAAAUGAGAUAGGAGAUUUAUUUGAGCUAGAAGAAUUAGAUGCCUCUGAUAAUAAGCUUUUUGGCCUUCCUGAUAGCAUAUGCAAUCUAAACUAGCUGAAAACUCUUAAUAUUCAGUAGAACAUGAUCCGAUAUCUCCCUCCAGAGUUGGAUUAGAUGAGAAGGAUAGAGUGUCUCUAUAUUGAUAGUAAUUUAUUCACUUCUAUUCCAUGCUCGUUAGGAAGACUAAAUAAUAUAAAAGAAUUUUCACUGGAUUGGGUAAAGUAUGUUUAUGUUGAUCCUCCUCUACCAAUAGUAAUUAAAACUUCAAGCAAUCAAGGCUAAGCAUUCAUGGAGGUUUUAAAAAAACUUUGUCAUCAUUUAGUUCUCUAAAAUGAUAAGUAUGAAUGCGAUUUUGUUGAUUUCUUAAGGUUUUUAUCUGAAUCUAGAUUUAAUAUAAACGAUGUUGAUUCUCGUUAAAGAACUAUACUUCAUAACGCUUGUAAUUAAGGCGACUUAGGAGUGAUAAAAUCACUUAUUCUUAGUGGUUGUGAUUUGAAUAUACUAGAUAAAGAUUAAUGCACUCCUCUAUGUGUUGCUAUUAGAGAAUUUAAAUUUGAUGCAGCCAAGUUAUUGAUUGAAUCUGGGGCUGAUGUGAAUAUUGGUGGCGGAAUCUACGGAAGUGCCUUGCUAUUAGCUGUAGUAAGGACUGAUCUAUAAUUAGUUGAUAUGAUGAUCAAGAGAGGAGCUGAGGUUAACAUUAUUGAUAAAGAUGGUAAUACUCCACUCCACUUCAUAGUAAAUGUCUUUUCAAAAAGUGAAACUAAAUACAAAGCUAUUGCAGAGAGUUUGAUUAUGUCAGGAGCUAGACCAAAUUAGAAAAACAGAGAUCUAUGGGCACCCUUGCAUGUAGCUGCCCGUAAAGGUUAAAUUGAAGUAAUUAGGUGGGCUAAGAUGGCUAAUGAGAUUCUUAAGGAACUUAAAAUGGAAAUUUUCGACUUUAAUUUACCAGGUGGAUAAGAAAAAUGGGCUCCUCUUCAUUUAGCGGGAUAUUCAGGUCAUUAUAAGGUUGUUGAGGAAAUUUUAAGUGGAACAUUGGAAAGUAUAAGACAAUUCCCAAUAAAUGUCUAUGCGAGAAACCUAGAUUUUAAAACUCCAAGAUAAUGUACCAAAGGCAAUCUUGUUCUUACAAAAAUCUUUAGAAAAGCAGAAAAAAGAUAUCUAAAAGAAAUAUUUGAGUUAGAAUGGGUUAAUGAAUCUUAAAUCCUAGUAAAUCAUGAUAUAUCCUUAAAUUAGGAUUAAAAACCCAAGUAGAUCAAUAGCAAAAAGUAAUAAAUGAGCUAAAUUGAUAACCUAGAUGCAAUUUAUCUGCCUCUUAAAGACCAAAUAGAACAAAUUAAGCAUCAAAAGUAGUAGAAUAGUGCGAUACUCUAAAGAAAUCAGCCAGAAUUCAAAAAGCUAGGGAAAAAGAAUCUUUUAGAAAAAAGUUUAAGACUUGAGCAAUCUAGAAUUAUCGAUGAUCAUGAAUCAGACUAAGAGAAUGAUGGAAAAGAUUUGAACUUUCACAAAUAAUAUAAGAAGGCACUCGCUUAUAAUGACUUAAGAAAAAGGGUUAUAUAAGGUGAUAAUGACUAGAAUUCCAUCUUUGUUGAUCUAAUGAAGACUAUGUCACCACGUACCUUGGGCCUUAAACUUUAAUUUUUUAAGAGUUCCCAUGGAGUAAUAGCUGCUGGUGUUGACCUCUUUAAAUUCUAAAAGUAGCUAAAUGAUUCAGUACUAUUAGAGAGUGAUAACAAGUUAAAGAAUAGACAAAUGCUUUUAUCGCCCAGAGCUGGAAGGCAUAUUAAUAUUUUCUACCUUAAGGAUAAAAUCAUAGAUAACAAAAAUAUCCAUGAAAAAUUUGAGGCUCUUUCCAUUUUAUACAAGGAGACCAAACAUUAAAACUAUGAUGCUAUGCUGAGGCAGCUCAUUGAUAGAUUGCCCUUGCUAACAGUCACAACUCAAUUUAGGUGUGUUGUUGAUGAAAUAGUUAAAUUGAUAUCAUCAAGAGGAAGUGUAUAAUCUAUAGACUAAGCAAUCAAAGCUUUUGAAAAAAUGAUGUAAAAUAAAGAAGAUUAGGCUUUUGUCUGUGUGGAUGAUUAUGAAAAUUAUGUUAGUGAUUUAUCAAUGGCUAAGUUGUUAUAAUCAAAAAUUAAAAUUCCGGUUAGCAGCUUUAAGGGCUCAUUUGACAAUACAGGAAAUUUUGAGCCAUUUAGAUUGAAGCCAUUUCAAGAUAGUAAAAGUUAAUAAUUCUAGGUCAUUGAUUUAAAUAUGGCAGGGAAGACCUAAAAAAUAAAGUCAAGAGUUAAUGAGACUCCUAAGCUUAUCAAAGAAAGAAAUAACAAAUACUUUGGAAUGUGA
Molecule: messenger RNA, 2739 nt
Organism: Stylonychia lemnae
Lineage: Eukaryota; Ciliophora; Spirotrichea; Sporadotrichida; Oxytrichidae
Source: the annotation of a GenBank genome assembly